Molecule: messenger RNA, 831 nt
Organism: Trypanosoma theileri
Lineage: Eukaryota; Euglenozoa; Kinetoplastea; Trypanosomatida; Trypanosomatidae
Exons: 1
Coding region: 1-831 (276 amino acids)
Source: RefSeq, a predicted model, not a curated record
AUGAUGAUGAAGAUGCGCCGUGUGAUGUGUGUGUUGGCCGUUGUGCUGUGCUGCGCCUGCGGGUAUACCAUGACGGCUGCUGCUGUUGCAGAAGAAAAUAAGGUUCACAAAGGUGAUUUUAUAUUGGGUGAGUUUCCUGUAAUUACACCCGAUGAGCAAAAAAAAGUUCUUAAGUACCUGAAUUGUAUAGAAGGAAAAACUGGUGCUGAGAAAGAAAAUUGUGCGCAGUCAUCAGAUCCUGAGAAGGAUCAGCCUGCCAAGACUCAAGUACCUCGGGUUCCCGAGUCACGUCCAGAGGCAAGCAGUCAUGGCACUUCAUCGCAUGAUUCACGGCCAAGUGAAGAAAGACGUGAACAAACAGAAUUGCAUCAAGAAAGUACAACACAGGAUUCCACAGUGCAGGGUCAACACACUAACCAACCUCCAUUGAGUGAUCCUGCUCAAGACGGUGCUGCGAUUAAUGAUUCUCUCAACACAGAAAAUCAAGUAACAGAAGGGAAUACAUCGUCAAAUGAUAAUGCUACACUUGGUGUCUCAACUGACUCUCCGGACAGUACCAACCAAUCUCAAGCUUCAGGUACGACUGCAACUAAUUCUACGUCUGGCGCAGACUCACAAGAAACCAAUCCCACUACUCAGCCGAGCCCCGAUAACACUACCACAGAAGCACCAACCACCACUCCAUCUCCCGUAACUGGUACAGAGAUCAGCAACAUUGCCUCCGCUGUAAAGAACAAGGCUAAUGUUGACAGCAGUGUCAGUCCUGUGUGGAUGCGCACUGCAGCACCGCUACUGAUUGUGGCUGUGUUGUUCUCCGUUACUGUGUACUGA